AUGCCGCAGCCGUCGCCGUCGCCCAGCCUCGGCAGCGCGGCCGCCGCCGCAGCAGGCAUGUCCGGCAGCACGCCGUCGCCCGCGCCGUCGCUCAGCGGCACGCCCGCGCAGGCGCCGCCGUCGGCCCUCUCGCGCCUCUCGCUGCGCGACAAGCUGCUGCUGGCGCAGGCCGUGCACCACGUCGGCAGCGUGCCGCCGGACUGGGCGCGCGUCUCGGCGCUCAUGCUGGCGCACCCGCUCGUCAAGACGGCGCCGCGCAUCGAGAGUGCCGCGCGCGCCGGCUUCACCCUCGGCCGCGUCUUUGGCUCGCGCGAGUGCGAGCGCGCCUGGGUCGCCCUCAUGCGCACCCACGCCCUCACCCUGCCCGACGGCAGCGACGACGCCGUGCCGCCGUCGCCCGGCGGCAGCGGCGCCGCAGCGUCGUCGUCGUCGACGGCCGCACGCGCAAAGGAGGCGCGCGGCCUGCCGCCGCGCACCGACCGCGCCAGCCAGCUGCUCCUGGCGCAGCGCCUCUACGCCGAGCGCAUCGACGAGCUGCGCGCCGUGCUGCGCGAGCGCGAGGAGCGCUUCCACGAGCUCGCCGCCGAGAUUGAAGCCUACUCGUCCGGCGCAAAGGACGCUGCACUGCAACUCGAGCUGCGCAGCCUCGGCGCGUCGGGCGCCGCAGCCAGCCCCGCUCCGACGUCGAGUGCCGCGGCAGCGGGCGAGGAUGUGGCCACGCCGCCCACUGCGCGGGCCGUUCGUGAGCGCGUCCGCAGCGCUGCCGCAGAAGGCCGGCGCGGCGCCAACGAGCCCGAGUCUGCGCCACGGCCUGCUGCCGCUGCUCCGGGAGCUGCGGAAGCAAGUGCUGCCCCGGCCGCCGCUGCAUCGCCUAAGGCUGCCCCGACACCUUCCAAGGAUGCAGAUGCGCCAGCGUCGAGCUCGGCCAAAGCGGCCGAGACCCAGGCCGACGAGGCUGGCCCGAGUCGCAAGGGAGGCGAGCAAGCAGCCCAGGACAAGAAUGCUGCAGCACAGUCUGUUGCCGCUGAGACUGCGGCUGCCACAAAGGCGAGCGGUGCCCGGCCCGAGCCUGAGGACGAGGAGAUGGCUGCGCCGGAGAAGGACGCCGACGCUGCGCCCGCCGCUGCGGCCUCUUCGUCACGCGCUGCCUCGCCCCUGCCUGUCUCGGCACCCUCGACGCCGCGCCGCUCGCGCUCGCGCUCCGCGUCCGCGCCGAAGUCGGCACAGCGCGAGAAGGAGAAGCGCGCCAAGUCGCCAGAAGCCGAGUCGAGUGCGCAGCGCGCCGGGAAGCGGAAGCGCGCCGACGAGCGAGAUGCAGCGAGCAAGGAGGCCGAGGCGCAAGCAGCCUCGGACAAUGAGGCAGAGGUAGAGGAGGUGCCGCGCAAGGCACGCAAGCGCGGACGUGCGGCUGCUUCAGAGACAGACGAGCGCACACGCGAGAGCACGGCAGAGACGCCUGCCGCGCAAGCAGACGCUGCGGAGGAAGAGGAGAAAGAGGACGAGGAGGAAGACGCAGAGCCCGAGCCAGAGCCGGCACCGAGCACGCGGAACAAGACACGCGCGACACGAGGCAGUGCAGCCACGCCAACGGUGAAGCAGGAGGAGGAGACGCCGCGCCGGACGCGCCGCAGUGGACGUGCCGGCACUGCUCGCGCAGGCAGCGAAGAGGCUGCCGCCGCCACGGCAUCCACCUCAGCGACACCCGCCUCUGCGGUGCGGCGGCGCGGCGUGCGCGCCAGCGCAAGUCGCGAGGCGUCGAGCGUGCGCGACGAUGCGGCUGCGGCUGCAGCCGGCGACGACAGCGAGCGUGAAGACUCACCUGCGCGGCGCGAGACGAGCAAGAGUGCCUCGCUUUCGCCCGUCUCCGAACGACGAGGCAGCACCCGGCAUCGGCGCGGCAGCACGAGCGGCGCCAGCCGUGGCCGCGCAGCCAGUGCAAGCAGCAGUCGUGCCGGCGACGGUCCGUCUUCGACGCGUGCCUCGGGCCGCACCUCGAGGCCCGGCACCGUGAUGGAGAAGGACGAGGUGAGCGAGGCGGAGCGCGAGCGGGCGCGCCGCAAGAACGAUAAGAUGCUCCUCAUGCUGCUGGACGAGGUGGCAAACCACACGCACGGCAACCUCUUCCACAAUCCCAUCAAGGAGCAGGACGCGCCAGACUACUACCAGCUCGUGCGGCACCCGCUCGAUCUCAAGACGAUCAAGGCGCGCGUCAAGGAGGGCCGCAUCGCCUCGGCAUCGCAGCUGCGCCGCGCGCUCAGCCACAUGUUCGCCAACGCGCUCAUCUACAACCGGCCGGGCACCGAGGUGCACCGCAUGGCGACGGAGAUGCGCGAUGCGGCUGAAGAGAUCCUCAAUCGCUUCGAGCAGACCCAGACGACAGCAGCUCGACGAUAG
This is a messenger RNA of Tilletiopsis washingtonensis, 2394 nucleotides long. RefSeq lists its product as hypothetical. The transcript has 4 exons. The record is from RefSeq and is a predicted model, not a curated record. Gene Ontology annotation, cellular component: NuA4 histone acetyltransferase complex. Lineage: Eukaryota; Fungi; Basidiomycota; Exobasidiomycetes; Entylomatales. The coding region runs from base 1 to 2394 and encodes 797 amino acids. Gene Ontology annotation, molecular function: protein binding.